Molecule: messenger RNA, 2544 nt
Organism: Venturia canescens
Lineage: Eukaryota; Metazoa; Arthropoda; Insecta; Hymenoptera; Ichneumonidae
Gene: Pngl
Product: N-glycanase Pngl
Exons: 5
Coding region: 335-2254 (639 amino acids)
Biological process (GO): protein quality control for misfolded or incompletely synthesized proteins; glycoprotein catabolic process; protein deglycosylation
Cellular component (GO): cytoplasm; nucleus; cytosol
Molecular function (GO): peptide-N4-(N-acetyl-beta-glucosaminyl)asparagine amidase activity
Source: RefSeq, a predicted model, not a curated record
GUUCUGCCAUGACAGUUUGAAUAUGGCUGCCCUUCAUGUACCGAAAUAUGAUACGUCACUAAUAUUUUUUUAAAUCGAGAUUUAAACGCAAUUUAGUAACUUUUCACGCUAUUCAAUAUGUUUUCGUGACUCUCAGUGAUACAUUUUUCAACAAUCACAUAUUUUAUUUCAGUGUCAAUUUUUAAAUCAUUUUUAUUAUUAUGUACCACGAACUUUAACCUGACUUGAUCGUAUGUUUUCGCUAUGAUUUUUAGGACUUGUAUAUAUUUGUUUAUAUCUUGAAGCAUACGUGGCAAAUAUAAAAUUUUGUUGACGCCUUCUUCAUUUUUUCAAAAUGGAUACUGAAUUUAAAAAGUGCUUGGAUUCUUUGAGUGACAAUGAGAGUGAAAUUCGUUCGGAUGCACUGCGGAUACUUUUACGUCUCUGCGACAACAUUAUAUCGUUUCCGAACGAUCACAAUUAUCGUCGCAUCCGAGUUGAUGAUCCAAGGAUUGCUGACAAGUUAUUAAGAGCUUUUGGAGCCAUAGAGUGCCUAUUUGAAAUGGGUUUUGUUGAGGAUGGAGAAUAUUUUUCUUUACCGCCUGAUGCUUCGUUAUCUAGACUGAGACAGAUUCAAAAAGCAUUACAUGGCCUGCAAACUAAAAUACAAUCAAUUGGCAGUGCAAGUGAGAACAUUCCUCAGAAAGAGAAAAAACCUAAAAUGAAACACAGAGACAAAUUUCUCAACAGCGUUGUUGACAGAUUCAAGCACAUACUCAUUUAUGAGAACCCUCAUUUGCAGAGUAAAGCAAGACGUGUUGUACCAUUGGAAAAAUUACAAAUAGGAGCAAUGGAAAGAAUGAGGGAAUUACAGAAACAAAUGAAAAAGAAUAAAUUAGAGCAAAACUCUAGUCCCCUUCCUGAACAUCAAGUUACUAUGGAAGAUUUCCUCCUUGUUGAACUUCUUGAUUGGUUUAAAAAUCAAUUCUUCACUUGGGUCGACAGCCCCACCUGCAGUGUUUGUGACAAGGGAUGUGUUUACGAACGUGUCGAACUUUCCACAGAUCCACGAAUUUCUAGAACAGAAAUACACAAAUGCGAGGAUUGUGGUUUAGAAGCAAAAUUUCCACGGUACACUGAUCCAGGAAUCCUGUUAAAAACACGACGCGGCCGUUGCGGAGAAUGGGCAAAUGUAUUUACCCUCAUAUGUCGAACUUUGAACUUUGAUGCGAGAGUAGUUCACGAUGAGACCGAUCACGUAUGGACGGAGGUUUGGUCGAUAGCGUGCAAUAGGUGGAUUCACGCAGAUCCAUGCGAGAAUGUAAUGGAUCGUCCAUUGCUGUACGAACGAGGCUGGAAGAAAAAGUUGACUUACGUGAUUGCGUAUUCCAAGGACGAAGUCCAAGAUGUAACUUGGCGAUACACGCGUGAUCAAGCGUCUAUCAUGAAGCGGCGAAUACUUUGCUCAGAAAAUGAUUUAUGCUCGCUUAUUUGCAAACUCAAUGACGAGAGGCAAAAUUCGUUGGGUUACAGCAAAGCGAGAAAACAAUUUGUGACGAAGAGAAGAGCAAUGGAGCUCGUAGAAUUCAUGCCAGCACCGCCGGGAUCGAAGAAACCAUGCGAAGAUGGUGAUGCGGAAUACGGAGGACGAACUUCCGGUUCAUUGGCGUGGAGAAUGUCACGUGGCGAGAUGAAGCAGGAUCUUCCGAAGGAACCACAAAUUUGGAAAAUUCCACGUGACGCAAAGCAAUUUGUAAUUCGUUAUUACUCAGCGAGAGACGAGUACGAGACGUCGAUGGAUUCUGAUAAAAGUGUGGAAAGAAGGAAAGGUUGGGAGAACGGUGUGGAAUCAAUUAAAGGUGGAAUAUUUCGUAAAGUCGAAAGCGAUUGGAAAAUGGCAUAUCUCGCUCGGUCACCUGGUCAAGACGAAGGACGUUUAUCGUGGUGCUUCGAAUUGCUUCAAUCUGAACAACGUAUCAAAUCUUUUGCAAUGGAAGCCCAGUGUACGACUUUCAAUGGUGCAAUGGUGAAAUGGGAAGUUCAGGGGUCGCACAGGGAUCCAACUAAGCCGGAUGUUUUCAUAUCUAUUGAUGAUUGCCAAAAUUUUCGAUCUGAAGACUUGAAUAAUUCGUCGAGAAUCACGAUAAUUGCCAAACUCUCCGGAGGUGAAGGCGAUCUAGCUUGGCAGCAUGCACAAUUGUUUCGACAAAGUUUGACGAACGAAGAUUCAGCAUCCAUCGUUAUAUCGAUGGAAUUGUGUAAUGAAAUAUUUUAAAAAUUACUAUCUUCCAAGUAGGAAUUCAAAUACCUACCAAAUACUGAUAUACUACGAUAAAUUGAAAGAAAAAACUAUAAUCAAUAUGCCGGUAAUACAGUCAUAUAAAAACUCGAAAGGAAUAAAUUUAAAUAAAUAUUAAGGACGUUUCGGUUAGUGUUACGGAACGACCAUUUGUUUAACAGGCCACCCUUUUUGUUACCAGUCAUGUUCAGUUUCAGAGUACAAAUUUUUUGAUAAGUGUGAAAAUCUGUAUUUCGAAUACUUCGGAAUAAAACUACUUUCGAACA